UGGUGUUACAGAGUAACAGUGUAACUACCAGCGGGUGCAACUGGUCUAAAAAAAUACAAACAAACAAAAAAAAAGUUUUAAAAAUGUUUUUUUUUUUUUUGGAAAAAAGACUUCAUAGAACAUUCGCGAACUCCAUGAAAAGAACUCGGCGACGGUUGGUUUGAAGUGUUUCUCUGUGGCGAAACGGCUAAAAGCAGACGUUUCUCGUUUAAAUGUGUUUGUGCGAUUGAUUUUUGUUACAUUUUAUGUUUUUUUAAUAUAUAUUUUAAAUCCUGACCAAUAAAAGUAUUCUAUCUGUUAUUCCUAUAAUUUUUGUUAAAUCCUGUAACUCUGAAAUAUCAUACAGGUUUGGUCCAUUUCCGGCUGCUCUCGUUUGUACGCGGAACAAUAGCGCCCUCAAGCGGUAAAAGUUAGGUCACGUCAUGUUUUCCCCGCACCAAAUCUGAAGAAUUAGGUUGUUUUUUUCACCCCAUACCUUUAACUCAAAAAUGGGAAAUUACUUUGACCUCAAACAGCAGAUUCGUCACCGCUCAAAUAAAACCCGGAACUAUACGAACCCGCGACCGGAAGAGAACGAAAAUAUCUACACACACAGUAAACAUUACUCCACAUCCGUUCUGUGACCGUUUUUAAAGAUUGGAAAUUUUUAUUUUGAAGUUUCCGAAUCGAACCUGUGACAUCCGGUGAACGUCGUGAUCGUGUGUUUGUAGGUGCGCGCGCGCAGUGCACUUUUCAAAAAUAACAUUAAAUAAAUUUAAACACAAUUUCUGAGGAUGUGAUUUACAGUAAAAAAAAAGGGUUCAUUCACAUUGUGUGUGUGUGUUGUACUUUGGCCACUGUCGGGGACAGACAGAGUAGGGACAAAGUUCACCGAGCACAUGUGAGGGGGAGGGAGGAAAAGAGGAGGAAGAAUGAAAAAAAAAGAGAAAAAAAAGAAAAUUGACCUUUGAAAGGAAAACAGCAGGUGGAGAGCUAAAACAAGGGGCAGCUCCGAAGUCGCACCGAGGGAAAAUGAAGUGAUAAACGCAGCUAUAAUGAGGCCCGACACUGACGGUCCGGCUGCGGUCUGGGCGCGCGCUCGUGCACAUGACAGCAGGGCUCUGUUGACCAGGCGGCCGCUCGAGGUAAGACACGGUGCGUGUCAUGGAGAGAGAGGACGAGGCCCGGCCCGGCGCUCUGACCCCCCUGCAGCAGCAGCUGAUUUGGGCUCUGCUCGAGUCCGGCCUGUCCUGGGACAUCCUGGUCCAAGCCAUGGGGGAGCUGGAGCGGGAGAGAUGUUUGUUGUCUCUUAUCUCCUCGUGUCAAUACGUCUCUCUGUACUUCCGUCUCACGUCCAACGUCUGCGAAACCGUCGCUCUCUCUCGGGGGAGCAGAAAAACAAAAAUUAAUAUAAAAAAAGAUAAACAAAAUAAAACCAAGCUUCAGUUUCAGUCACGAACUUCGAAUGAACCGAUUAUCCGGAAAUACCCGCCAUACCCGCCUCUGCCAGUAGGGCACAGCAGCACAGACCGGGAGGAUCCCUGGCACAUGGCGAAAAAGGUGAAAACCUACAUGCAGCAGCACAACCUCCCCCAGAGAGAGGUGGUGGAGUCCAUGGGUCUGAACCAGUCCCACCUCUCGCAGCACCUCAACAAAGGCACGCCCAUGAAAAACCAGAAGAGAGCUGCCCUGUACAGCUGGUAUUUCAAGAAGCGGUGCGAGAUCAGCCAGCAAUUCACCAAUGCCAAACACGGCCUGGCGUCGCUCGAAGAACAGGACAGAAAAGGACGGAGGAACCGAUUCAAGUGGGGUCCGGCGUCGCUGCAGAUCCUGUUCCAGGCCUACGAACGACAGAAGAAUCCCAGCAAAGAGGAGAGAGAAGGGCUGGUGGAAGAAUGUAACAGGGCAGAGUGUUUCCAGAGGGGAGUGUCCCCCUGUCAGCUAGCCGGACAGGGCGCCAACCUGGUGACCGAAGUCCGGGUCUACAACUGGUUCGCCAACCGCAGGAAAGAAGAGGCCUUUCGUCAGAAGCUGGCCCUCGACACGCUCUUCGGCAACCAAUCAGCUUCAUCCGUCAACCUCAACCUUCAGUCCAGCCCCGAGCACGGUGUCAAAUACAACCAGCAGAUCCUGUGUGACACCAUCGCCUCUGCCAAGGGUGGUGCUGGACGUCACGUGAUAAGUCCAGUUCAGCUGGAGCCCAGCCACACACUCCUGGAGACCCACAACCCGAAGCAGCUGUCCAGCGGCGGUCCACUGCCCCCCGUAAGCACUCCGACCUCCCUACACAACCUGUCCUGCUCCACCGCAUCCUCACAGCGGCUCAUCAUGGCGUCCCUGCCCAGUGUAAUGAGUCUGGGGGAGUCCUCGCUGCUGAUCGGUCUGGCCUCCACGCAGCCACAGACGGUCAUAAACAACGUAGGGGCCAGCUUCACCACGCUUCAGCCGAUCUCGUUUCAGCAGCAGCGUCACGGGUCUCCGCAGCAGCCAAUCGCGCAGCAGCUUCAGAGUCACAUGGGAGCCAAUCCCUUCAUGGCCACCAUGACGCAGCUGCCGUGUCACAUGUACGGCAAGUCGGACUCGCCCCAGUACCAUCCGUCCAGUCUGCUGUCCCAGGCCAUGGUCAUCACAGAUAGCAGCAGCUUGGGGACGCUGACCAGCCUCACUGCCGUCAGACAGAUUUUAACAUCAGACCCGGAAGAGCAGACAGACCAGAGUUUACCGGAAGAUUCUUUGCAUCUGCAGCCACAGACGCCUGUGCCAGGUGUCAAAUACAACCAGCAGAUCCUGUGUGACACCAUCGCCUCUGCCAAGGGUGGUGCUGGACGUCACGUGAUCAGUCCAGUUCAGCUGGAGCCCAGCCACACACUCCUGGAGACCCACAACCCGAAGCAGCUGUCCAGUGGCGGUCCACUGCCCCCCGUAAGCACUCUGACCUCCCUACACAACCUGUCCUGCUCCACCGCGUCCUCACAGGGGCUCAUCAUGGCGUCCCUGCCCAGUGUAAUGAGUCUGGGGGAGUCUUCGCUGCUGAUUGGUCUGGCCUCCACGCAGCCACAGACGGUCAUAAACAACGUAGGGGCCAGCUUCACCACGCUUCAGCCGAUCUCGUUUCAGCAGCAACUUCACGGGUCUCCGCAGCAGCCAAUCACGCAGCAACUUCAGAGUCACAUGGGAGCCAAUCCCUUCAUGGCCACCAUGACGCAGCUGCCGUGUCACAUGUACGGCAAGUCGGACUCGCCCCAGUACCAUCCGUCCAGUCUGCUGUCCCAGGCCAUGGUCAUCACAGAUAGCAGCAGCUUGGGGACGCUGACCAGCCUCACUGCCGUCAGACAGAUUUUAACAUCAGACCCGGAAGAGCAGACAGACCAGAGUUUACCGGAAGAUUCUUUGCAUCUGCAGCCACAGACGCCUGUUCCAGCCUCGUCGGAGAGUCUGGAGCUCUAUCCAUCCUCUCAGGCCUCAGACAGCCACCAGUCUCACCUCCUGUCGCCCUCACCGGCCGACAUCAGCUCCUACAUCCCUACGCAGCUGGUCUCCACUGCCCAGUAGACGGACAGGGAAUCGAACACUGCUGUAAACCUGCUUUGACCUCUGGUGACCUCUGUUCCAAACCCUCCGGAGUCGAAGGUUUUCCCCUCUACUCUCCGACUCAAAUCUCUAAAAACUGUACCGAUGAACAAGAACUCGCGUUAACGAGGAUCAGACAUGAACGACAAUCAACUGAAAAUCAACACCGACAAUGUACGUUUGAAAUGUUUUGCGAAAUUGAAAAAGUGUUCCACUGCUGUUUUUAUCUCACUUCCCUUAAAUGUAAUUUUUCUUGUUCAUAAAAUAAAAACGCACAUUCAACACCA
Cynoglossus semilaevis (tongue sole) is the source of this 3836-nucleotide messenger RNA. Its product is annotated as hepatocyte nuclear factor 1-alpha-like. Gene Ontology annotation, molecular function: DNA-binding transcription factor activity, RNA polymerase II-specific; RNA polymerase II cis-regulatory region sequence-specific DNA binding. Gene Ontology annotation, biological process: liver development; pancreas development; positive regulation of DNA-templated transcription. The transcript has 16 exons. Gene Ontology annotation, cellular component: nucleus. The record is from RefSeq and is a predicted model, not a curated record. Lineage: Eukaryota; Metazoa; Chordata; Actinopteri; Pleuronectiformes; Cynoglossidae. Bases 1144 to 3531 code for a protein of 795 amino acids.